Cornus florida is the source of this 2226-nucleotide messenger RNA. RefSeq names its product protein WHAT'S THIS FACTOR 9, mitochondrial-like. The transcript is spliced from 2 exons. Gene Ontology annotation, molecular function: RNA binding. NCBI's taxonomy places the organism in Eukaryota, Viridiplantae, Streptophyta, Magnoliopsida, Cornales, Cornaceae. The coding region runs from base 301 to 1605 and encodes 434 amino acids. The record is from RefSeq and is a predicted model, not a curated record.
AAUAAAAGGAGUCCUAUACUGUAAAAGUGGACCCUACCACAAAACCAUUGGCUUAUGAAAGUAUCAUUAGUUGGCUUAAUGAUACUUCCAUAGCCACCGAGCGCACACAAAAGAUACAACAAGAGAAAUCGACUCAAUUCCGAAGCUUCAAACAUUCUGCAGAAAAUGGCUAUUUUCCAGAAAUUAGAAUCAUUUCUCCCCUGCCUCUGAUACAGUCACAUCUCUCUCAAUUCCGAAGCCCUGCUCGCGCGCGCGCGCGCACACACACAUAUAUAUCAUAUCAUAUGCGUAUGCAUACCCAUGAACUUCAGAACCAAGGGAUUGUUCUCGAUACUGCGUUUCAACCCAACACCAUGUGAGACCUUCUCCAACCACCACCAUCAACAAUGUCGAACCCUAGUCAGGGUUCGUCUCAAAUGGGUCAAGAAUCGAAGCCUAGACCACAUCAUCGACACCCACACCGACCUCAAAGCUGCUUGCCUCCUCAAGGACGCCAUCAAUCGCUCCUCAACCGGUUUUCUCACCUCCAAAUCCAUCAACGACUGGCAAAAACUCCUCGGACUCACCGUCCCAACCCUCCGUUUCAUUCGCCGAUACCCAACUCUAUUCGAAGAGUUUCCUCACCCCAGGUACCCCAGCUUGCCCUGUUUUCGCCUCACAAACAUUGCCAACAAUCUGCACAGUGAAGAACAACGCAUAUUCCAGACCCACGAAGCCGACACGGUCCAACGGCUUUGUCGUGUACUCAUGAUGAUGAAGAACAAGAUGGUACCUUUCCAAUCACUUAACCCUUUGAAAUGGGAUUUGGGUUUGCCUGAUGAUUUCGAUAGAACCCUAAUAAGGAAGUACCCGGAUUGUUUCCGGGUCGUCAAGGGUCCGAAUGGGUUGUGUUUGAAGCUCGAGCAAUGGCGCGAAGAGUUUUCAGUUUCUGAGUUGCAGAAGAGUCAUGAGAAUGCUGAAUUGGGUGGUGGUAGUGGUGGUAGUGGAGGGUAUAGGCAAUUCAAGAGGGGAUACUCAGCAUUGGGAUUUCCAAUGAGUUUUCCAAGGGGUUAUGGGGCGCAGAAUAAGGUGAAGGCCUGGAUGGAGGAGUUUCAGAAGCUGCCAUACAUUUCACCAUAUGAGGACUCUAGGGGAAUUGACCCAAAUAGUGAUCUUAUGGAGAAGAGGGUUGUUGGGGUUCUACAUGAAUUUUUGAGUUUGACUAUUUAUAAGAAGACUAAGAGGAAUUACUUGAGAAGCUUGAGAGAAGAAUUGAAUCUUCCUCACAAGUUUACGCGAAUUUUUACUAGGUACCCUGGGAUAUUCUAUCUUUCAUUGAAGUGUAAGACCACAACUGUGGCAAUAAGAGAAGGGUACCGGCGGGGAAAAUUAACGAACCCUCAUCCACUCUCUUGUUUAAGAGAAAAGUUUUAUCAUGUGAUGAGAACUGGAUUGCUUUAUCGGGGUAAAGGUGUGGGCAUGAUACCUCAGCCAGACAAUUUAGGUAAUGUUGAGGAGGAUGGCACACAACAAGAAGAGCUCGAGGAGGAAGAAUAUGAAAGUGGGGAUGAAUUCUGUGAGGAUGAAGAAGAUUCAGAGGUCGAGGUGGAUUCUGAUGAAGAUUAGAGUUUUGUCCCCCAAAAAAACUAGAAUUGCUGCUUGCAAAAAAAGUGGAAAGAACUUCAGUUCUUGAGGUAGUUCACUAUGUGACUCAAAGGGUCUGAUUGGAAGAUGGUUUAUAAGAACAUGUGAAUAAGUCAGUCGACUACAAAGAGGCUUCAUUUGUUGUCUGAAACAUUUCCGAUGGGGUGCUUUUAGCAUUAUGUGUUUAGGCGACCGCCAUUUAGAGAUCCAAUUCCCUGAUCUUUUCGCAGAGGCUUGGGGGAGGACAUGCAAUGGAGUAUUUGAGGUGCUGAAUGACCGGGAAUUAGAGGUUGCUUCUACCUUGGUUACUUUUCUUGGUAUUGGUGAGCAUCCUUUGAGUUGGAGAAGUAGUUGUGAUUGGAUUUUCUCACUGGAGUUGUUUAAUGUGCUUGGAAAAAUAGUUGCAAGCAGUUGGCCAGCUGAAUAGUUUAUCUAGUAGAUAAUUUAUUGAUGUUGUAUGUGCAAAUUUGAGACAGAAUCCGUUUCUCGUGCCUUUAUUCAUUGCAUGGAUGCUUAAUUUCACAUCUAUUCAUAAGAGCAUAAGAUUUACAGCUUGUUACCAUGUUUUAGCAGGAAAAGUUGGUAACACUAAAUUGUUGAAAA